Molecule: messenger RNA, 937 nt
Organism: Sitophilus oryzae (rice weevil)
Lineage: Eukaryota; Metazoa; Arthropoda; Insecta; Coleoptera; Curculionidae
Gene: RpS3A
Product: 40S ribosomal protein S3a
Exons: 5
Coding region: 76-876 (266 amino acids)
Biological process (GO): translation
Cellular component (GO): ribosome; cytosol
Molecular function (GO): structural constituent of ribosome
Source: RefSeq, a predicted model, not a curated record
GACAAAUGACAGGCUGGGCUGGACAGAUGUCAUUCCACUUUUUUCUAUGGUUUCUUUUUCAUUAAAGUGUCAAUAAUGGCGGUCGGUAAAAAUAAGGGCUUAUCGAAAGGUGGCAAAAAGGGAGUUAAAAAGAAGGUAGUUGAUCCAUUUACCCGCAAAGAUUGGUACGAUGUGAAAGCACCUUCUAUGUUUGCUACGAGGCAAGUAGGUAAAACACUAGUAAACCGGACACAGGGUACCAGAAUCGCAUCAGAAGGUCUUAAAGGUCGUGUAUUCGAAGUAAGUUUAGCCGAUUUACAAAAUGACAACGAUGCAGAAAGGUCUUUCAGGAAAUUCCGUCUUAUUGCAGAGGACGUUCAAGGACGCUAUGUCUUGACAAACUUCCAUGGAAUGGAUUUGACCACUGACAAACUUCGAUCGAUGGUAAAGAAAUGGCAAUCGCUUAUUGAAGCUUCAGCUGAUGUUAAAACAUCCGAUGGCUAUCUUUUGAGGGUGUUUUGCAUUGGUUUUACGCAAAAGGAUCAAAUGAGUCAAAGAAAGACGUGCUAUGCCCAACAUACACAAAUUAAAGCAAUUCGUAAAAAGAUGGUCGAUAUCAUUACACGUGACGUACAGGGUAGCGACCUUAAGGAAGUGGUUAAUAAAUUGUUGCCGGACAGCAUGGCUAAAGACAUCGAAAAGGCGUGUCAAGGCAUUUAUCCAUUGCAUGAUGUUUUUGUCAGGAAAGUCAAGGUAUUGAAGAAGCCGCGUUAUGAACUAUCCAAAUUGUUGGAGCUCCAUGGCGACGCGAAGGGAACAGAGGGUGCAACAGGAGAUGCGGGUUCGAGGGUGGACCGGCCAGAGGGAUACGAGCCUCCUGUACAAGAAUCUGUUUAGAAUGGUUCUGUUAUGUUAAGAUGAAAACAAAAAAGUGUAAAUACACGGGUGUAUUUAUGUA